AUGAAUGCUGGUAGCACUAAGCGGUACCAGCAGCUCAUUCAAGUUGCACAGGUAGUCCAGCUCUUUCAGAAUGGCACAUUUCCUGUGUCUCCUGGCAUGGUCUUAAGAUUGUGGAGAAGAUACCAGGAGACAGGCUUUUUUGAGCGAAAGGUGAUCAGCUACCUUUGAAAAUGGCUUGAAGUGCCUCGUAGCCUGAGCAACAUCAAGCUGUAUGGAAACAGCAACAAACUCAGACUUCCUUUCAGCUCAGUCAGGGAGGAAUUCAUCGUUGCAAGCACAUUGGAACAUCAGUACACCAAAUCCAGAGACAGCAAAGUGUCCGGGGCAGGGAUUAUCGUGAGGACGGGGAGGAAAUGGAGGGUUGCAGAAGCAGUGCAACAGGCCGAUUCCCGGCUACAGCACAGAGCCAUCAUUGAGACUGUGGCGCAAGGUAGAGCUGGAAUUGGAAGCCAGACAACACCAUUAUAUGGCUCUGCCAGCUGGAAGGAGAGUCAGAAGCUGGUGCUGGAGGAAGUCCGUGCUUCUGUGAAAGAGGAGCAAACAAGCAGAGCUGUGGCAAUGCGACAACAGGGUGCCUGGACGAAGUGGGAACAGGCAAUGGAGUGCAACAUCACGUGGAAGGACAUCUGGAAGUGGAACCCCCAAAGGAUCAAAUUUUUGAUCCAGGGGGUCUAUGACGUCCUGCCCAGCCCUUACUACCUGUUCACAUGGGGCAAAGCAGAAAAACCAGCAUGUCUCCUGGGUUCCAAAACAGGGACACUGGAACACAUCCUGAGCAGCUGUGCAAAAGCACUGAGUGAUGCUUGCUAUCGCUGGAGGCAUAACCAGGUCCGAAAGUCCAUCACCAAGGCAGUUGGCAAGGGGAUCUUUCCCCGUGACAGGAUCAAGGACAGCAAAUUCAGCCAAGUUCCACCUAAGGCAAUAUGCUUUCUCAAGGAAGGCCAGAUCCCCAAGAAGAAAGCCAAGAACCCCUCUAUCAGUAUGCUAGCGUCAGCCCAGGACUGGACAAUGUCAGUUGACCUAGAGAAGCAACUGAGGCCACAUCUCGGAGGCCACAAAGCAGCUAAUUAUGAUGGAGCUGACUGUGCCCUGGGAGGAGAGAAUGGAAGAAGCCCAGAGUGGAAGAGGGGAAAAUACCAAGACCUGGUGGAGGGCUGCUGGACCAAUGAAUGA
Stegastes partitus (bicolor damselfish) is the source of this 1173-nucleotide messenger RNA. RefSeq lists its product as uncharacterized. The transcript has 2 exons. Lineage: Eukaryota; Metazoa; Chordata; Actinopteri; Pomacentridae. The record is from RefSeq and is a predicted model, not a curated record.